Messenger RNA from Morus notabilis, 5213 nucleotides. Its product is annotated as myosin-15. The record is from RefSeq and is a predicted model, not a curated record. The transcript has 39 exons. Bases 27 to 4592 code for a protein of 1521 amino acids. Gene Ontology annotation, cellular component: actin cytoskeleton; vesicle; myosin complex. Gene Ontology annotation, molecular function: ATP binding; actin filament binding; microfilament motor activity. Gene Ontology annotation, biological process: actin filament organization; vesicle transport along actin filament. Lineage: Eukaryota; Viridiplantae; Streptophyta; Magnoliopsida; Rosales; Moraceae.
CCCAAAAUUUCACCCACAGAAAGGUCAUGCCCGAACCGAAGAUGAGCGUCCGUAAAGGCUCCAAGGUUUGGGUCGAUGACAGGGAUAUGGCUUGGACAGCCGCGGAAGUCUUCGACUAUGUCGGCAAGCAAGUCCAGGUCCUCACGGUUUCGGGAAAGAAGGUUUUGGCUUCCCCGGAGAAGCUGUUUCCGCGGGAUGCGGAUGAGGAAGAGCACGGCGGAGUUGACGACAUGACGAAAUUGACGUAUUUGAAUGAGCCUGGAGUUCUUUACAACCUUCAAAGGAGAUACGCCCUCAAUGACAUUUAUACAUACACAGGAAGUAUUUUGAUUGCUGUAAAUCCAUUCACAAAGCUUCCUCAUCUAUACAAUGUGCACAUGAUGGAGCAGUAUAAGGGAGCUCCAUUUGGCGAGCUGAGUCCUCAUGUCUUUGCCGUAGCUGAUGCGUCGUAUAGGGCAAUGAUGAAUGACGAUCGAAGCCAAUCUAUACUGGUCAGUGGAGAAAGUGGGGCUGGCAAAACUGAGACUACAAAACUGAUCAUGCAGUAUCUUACUUAUGUAGGAGGCCGAGCUGCUGGUGAUGACAGAACUGUCGAGCAGCAAGUUCUUGAAUCAAAUCCACUUUUGGAGGCAUUUGGUAAUGCAAGGACUGUAAGAAAUGACAACUCAAGUCGUUUUGGAAAGUUUGUUGAAAUCCAGUUUGAUGCGAAUGGUAGAAUAUCAGGUGCUGCAAUUAGAACAUACCUAUUAGAACGAUCCCGUGUCGUACAGAUAACAGAUCCUGAAAGGAAUUAUCACUGCUUCUAUCAGUUGUGUGCAUCUGGAAGGGAUGCAGAAAAAUAUGAGAUAGGUCAUCCAAGUCAUUUCCAUUACUUAAAUCAAAGUAAGACCUAUGAACUAGAUGGAGUAAGCAGUGCAGAGGAGUAUAUUAAGACUAGAAGGGCAAUGGAUAUUGUUGGCAUUAGUCGUGAAGACCAGGAAGCCAUCUUUCGCACUUUGGCUGGAAUUCUGCAUCUUGGUAACAUUGAAUUUUCUCCUGGGAAAGAGCAUGAUUCUUCAGUCUUAAAGGAUAAAAAAUCAACCUUUCAUCUGCAGCUGGCUGCUAGUCUUUUCAUGUGUGAUGCAGAGCUCUUGCUAGCAACACUAUGUACUCGUUCAAUUCAAACCCGUGAAGGAAGUAUUGUUAAAGCUCUUGAUUGUAAUGCUGCUGUUGCUGGUAGAGAUGCACUUGCCAAAACUGUUUAUGCUCGAUUAUUCGACUGGCUGGUUGAUAAAAUUAAUCGGUCGGUUGGGCAAGAUUUGAAUUCCCGAGUACAAAUUGGAGUCUUGGACAUUUAUGGUUUUGAGUGUUUUAAGGAUAAUAGUUUUGAGCAAUUUUGCAUCAACUUUGCUAAUGAAAAACUUCAGCAACACUUUAAUGAGCAUGUAUUCAAGAUGGAGCAGGAUGAAUACAGCAAAGAGGAAAUCAAUUGGAGCUACAUUGAGUUUAUAGAUAAUCAAGAUGUUCUUGAUUUAAUUGAGAAGAAACCUAUGGGCAUAAUUGGUCUCUUGGAUGAAGCUUGCAUGUUCCCAAGAUCGACACAUGAAACCUUUUCAACCAAGUUGUUUCAGCAUUUUCGCUCUCAUCCAAGGUUGGAAAAGGCAAAAUUUUCAGAAACGGACUUUACCAUUUCUCAUUAUGCUGGAAAGGUUACUUAUCACACAGAUACCUUUUUAGAUAAAAAUCGUGAUUAUGUUGUGGUAGAGCACUGCAAUCUGUUGUCUUCUUCUAAAUGCCCCCUUAUCGCUGGUCUUUUCCCCUCACUACCGGAAGAAUCUUUGAGAUCAUCAUACAAAUUUUCUUCUGUGUCCUCAAGAUUUAAGCACCAACUUCAAUCGUUGAUGGAGACACUCAGCUCAACACAGCCACAUUAUAUACGUUGUGUGAAACCAAACUCCUUGAAUCGACCACAAAAGUUUGAGAACCUGAGUAUCCUACAUCAGCUGCGCUGUGGGGGUGUUUUAGAGGCUGUUCGGAUAAGUUUAGCUGGUUAUCCCACACGAAAGACAUAUUCAGAAUUUGUGGAUCGAUUUGGGAUAUUGGCUCCAGAGUUCAUGGAUGGAAGUUAUGAUGAAAAAGCCAUCGCAGAGAAAAUUCUGAAGAAGUUAAAUCUUGAUAACUUUCAGUUGGGUAGGACCAAGGUUUUUCUUAGGGCUGGGCAAAUUGGUGUUUUGGAUUCCCGUCGAGCUGAGGUUUUAGACAGUGCUGCAAAGCUUGUUCAACGUCGAUUACGAACGUUUAUUGCUCGCAGAGAUUUUAUUUCAAAUAAGGCCGCUGCUUUUGUACUCCAAGCUUACUGCAGAGGAUGCCUUGCACGAAAGAUGUACAUUGUAAAGCGAGAGGAAGCAGCUGCUCUAUUAAUACAGAAACGUGUCCGAAGGUGGCUUUUGAGGCGGGCAUAUUUGCAACUCUAUUUAGCUGCUGUUACCAUACAGUCCUGCAUUCGCAGUUUCGCAACUCGCCAGAGAUUUUUACAUGGGAAAAAGCAUAAAGCUGCUACUUUAAUCCAGGCUCGGUGGAGGAUGUGCAAGGUUCGAUCAUCUUUCCGCCAUGACCAAAAUUCAAUUAUAGCAAUACAAUGUCUUUGGAGGCGAAAAUUGGCGAAAAGAGAGCUCCGAAAGCUUAGAAAGGAGGCAAAUGAAGCUGGUGCCUUGCGUUUAGCUAAGACAAAACUUGAGAAGCAGCUGGAAGAUCUGACUUGGCGGUUGCAUCUAGAGAAAAGAUUGCGGGUUUCUAAUGAAGAGGCCAAGUCAGGAGAGAUUUCAAAACUUCAAAAGAUGUUGGAAUCAUUGAACCUUGAGUUAGAUGCAGCAAAAUUGGCGACAAUCAAUGAGUGUAAUAAGAACGCAGUGCUCCAAAAUCAAUUAGAAUUGUCUUUGAAGGAGAAAUCUGCUAUGGAAAGAGAACUCAUAGCAAUGGCUGAACUGAGAAAGGAAAAUGCGUUAUUGAGGAGUUCUUUGAAAACUCUAGAAAAGAAGAACUCGGAUCUGGAGACUGAGCUUCUCAAGGUGCAAAAGAACAGUAAUGAAAUGAUUGAGAAGUUGAGGGAAUUUGAAGAAAAGUGUUCCCAGCUUAAGCACAAUGUAAAAAGUCUUGAAGAGAAAGUAUCACUCUUAGAAGACGAGAAUCAUAUUAUGCGGCAAAAAGCCUUGAGCAUGUCUCCAAAAAGCAAUCGUCCAGGCUUUGCAAAGGCUCAGCCUGAGAAGAAUUCCGGUGCACUUAUUCUUGCCCAAACUGAGCGGAAGUUGGUAUUUGAGACACCCACACCUACAAAAGUUGUGCCGUUUUCACUUGCAUUGUCGGAAUCACGCCGAUCAAAAUUGGCAGCAGAUAGGCAUCAGGAGAACUAUGAAUUUCUUUCAAGGUGUAUCAAGGAAUAUUUGGGGUUUAAAGAUGGCAAACCGUUGGCAGCUUGUAUUAUAUACAAAUGUCUUCUUCAUUGGCAUGCUUUUGAGUCUGAGCGAACAGCCAUUUUUGACUAUAUAAUUGAGGGAAUAAAUGACGUUCUGAAGGUUGGUGAUGAGAACAUUACGUUGCCAUAUUGGCUGUCCAAUGCCUCAGCACUUCUAUGCCUCCUUCAAAGGAAUUUAAGAUCAAAUGGUUUCCUGACUACAACUCCUCAGCGUUCUGCUGGGUCCACUGGGUUGGCUGGCAGGAUUGGGCAUGGGCUGAAAUCUUCUUUCAAAUAUAUUGGGUUUGAAGAUGGUGUAGCGCAUGUCGAAGCAAGAUAUCCAGCUAUACUAUUCAAACAACAAUUAACUGCUUGUGUAGAGAAGAUUUUUGGCUUAAUUCGUGACAAUUUGAAGAAAGAAUUGUCUCCGCUGUUGGGCUUAUGCAUUCAGGCACCAAAAACUUCAAGAGUUCAUGUUGGAAAGUCAUCCAGAUCGCCUAGUGGUGCUCCUCAACAAACGGCUGGUAAUCAGUGGGAGAAUAUAAUCAAGUUUCUGGACUCUCUUAUGAGUCAAUUACGCGGAAAUCAUGUACCUUCCUUUUUCAUCCGUAAGCUGAUUACCCAGGUGUUUUCUUUUAUUAACAUAUCAUUGUUCAACAGCCUGCUGCUGCGACGUGAAUGUUGCACAUUUUCAAAUGGGGAAUAUGUAAAAUCUGGUCUAGCAGAAUUGGAGAAAUGGAUAGUUAAUGCAAAGGAGGAGUUUGCAGGAACCUCUUGGCAUGAGCUAAACUACAUCAGGCAAGCUGUUGGUUUUCUGGUAAUUCACCAGAAGAAGAAGAAAUCUCUAGAAGAGAUUAAGCAGGAUCUUUGUCCGGCAUUGACCAUCCGGCAAAUCUAUCGAAUAAGUACUAUGUACUGGGAUGACAAAUACGGCACUCAGAGCGUGUCAAACGAGGUGGUUUCUCAAAUGAGAGAAAUUUUGAACAAGGACAACCUCAAUCUUACCUCCAAUUCAUUCUUGCUUGAUGAUGAUUUGAGCAUUCCAUUCUCCACUGAAGAUAUUGAUAUGGCUAUUCCUGUCAUAGAUCCUUCAGAUAUUGAACUACCAAGUUUCUUGUUGGAGUACGCGUGUGCACAGUUCCUUGUUCAGCAACAAAAGUAGAAGCUUCCUUAAUUUCACUGGAAUUCUGCCUAAAGCUAGUAGUGUUAAAUGUACAGGAUAACGUAUCUAUCUCUCACUUUAGUAUCCUUUUGAAGUUGAUAUCCGCAAGGGAACACCAGGCCGUUUUCCAGUCGAAGUGGAAAAACUGGCCGUCUCAACGUCUUUCAUCAGAGUCACGAGGGGCGACCAAGUUUGGUAAAUGUUAUUGCAAGUAAAAGAUGAAUGAGUUCGAGAGAGAGAAAGAAAAAAAAAAAAAAAAAAAAAAAAAAAGAGAGGGAAAAGAUGGAGGGGUUCGUUAUGCUUGACGGACGUACUUCAUCUGCAUUUGUAGGUCUAGUUAGUUGUAAGUCAUUAGAAAUGGCUAGUCAUUUUUUCAAUUUUUUUAACCUUUCCCAGUGAGGAGAGCUUCCUUUUUUCAUUAAGCUCAUCAUGUAGGUUGCCUUUUUGAAUUAGGACAAGUACUUUAUCGCUGUGUUGUAUAUUUCAUGUUUUGUACAUUGUACGCAAAGGGCUGGAAAUAUGUUCAUUAUUGUAUAUUUGUUGUAAUUGACAAGUUAUGCUUUGAGUUUUAUCAACACAUUGGCUUAUUGAUAUCAUUUGUUUUAUCAACACAUAUUAUCA